Molecule: messenger RNA, 1981 nt
Organism: Pseudoliparis swirei
Lineage: Eukaryota; Metazoa; Chordata; Actinopteri; Perciformes; Liparidae
Gene: nudt5
Product: nudix (nucleoside diphosphate linked moiety X)-type motif 5
Exons: 9
Coding region: 381-1037 (218 amino acids)
Biological process (GO): ribose phosphate metabolic process; nucleoside phosphate metabolic process
Cellular component (GO): nucleus
Molecular function (GO): ADP-ribose diphosphatase activity
Source: RefSeq, a predicted model, not a curated record
UUAGUUUAGUUUACUUCUCUCUAAAUGACGGUACAAAGUUUAAAUUGCACGAGGUCCGAACACCGAUCGCAACCGCUCCGACUAAAGCAGCGAGCUAAAGUUGAAUAAAGAAAAAGAUGUAGAAAGAAAAACGCUUAAAAAAUUUAAAAAGAGAGUACCAAAUGUAACUGCUAGCUAAUGCGGGGAGUCGAACCCUCGCAGCAGCAGCAGCAGCAGCAGCUCAUGACCAGAAACGUCAUUACAUUAGCUCGCUCGUCCUCUCGUGGUGGUUAGGACUCUGUUGUGUUUUCCAGCUUCAACUGUCUCCUUCUCCUCGACUGAAGCUCCUCGACUCCACUUUCCUCCACGUUGGUUUCUCUCCAGUCGUCCAGAUUGUGAAGAUGAGCAACUGCGAGGAGCCCGAAGCCCCCAGUGCGCCUCACGUCGUGGAGGAAGAGAUCAUGGCAGCAGGGAAAUGGUUGAAGCUGGAGAAGACCACAUAUGUGGACCGUGCUGGAAGCACCAGAGUCUGGGAAACGGUGAAAAGGACAACGAGAAAAACCAACACAGAAGCAGACGGCGUUGGGAUCAUCGCCCUGCUGAAGCGCACGCUGCACAAGGACUGCGUGGUGAUGGUGAAGCAGUUCCGUCCUCCAAUGGGAUGCCACACGCUGGAGUUUCCUGCAGGGUUGAUCGACGAGGGGGAAAGUGCCGAGACGGCUGCUUUGAGGGAGCUGAAAGAAGAAACCGGCUUCAAAGGGGAAGUAGUGGGAAUCACUCCAGUGACCUGCCUGGACCCCGGUCUGUCUAACUGCACCUCCCAGUUGGUCAUGGUCAACAUCAACGGAGACGAGGGGGAGAACAUCAACCCGAUGCAGCAGCUCGCCGAUGGAGAAUUUGUGGAAGUCAUUCUCCUCCCACUUGAUGAAUUCCAAGUGAAAAUAGAUGAUCUGCUGAAGAAAGAGAAAACCAUUGUGGACGCCAAAGUGUACAUCUUCGCCAUGGGGAUGGCUCAGGCCUUCUUCAAGCCGAGGGAGCUGCCCGUCCUGAAGCAGUGAAGGGAAAGAACAACAAGAGAAGGCCUUCCCAAAUUGUAAUAAGCAAUGAUGUGAAGAGUUGCCGGUCGUGGUUUUUAGAUGCUUCCUAACUUUGCGUUUUAACAUUGUCUUUCUGACGUGUUUACGGACGUUCAUAGAGCCAAAUGAUGGGAGACGCCGUCACGACUGUGUUAAACAUAAACAAAAAAAACAAAAAAAAUGUGAUUAUGAAAUGGAAAUCUAAAAAGAAUGCUUUGCAUUCGGGAAGCGAAGCGAUGGCGGUGCUCGCUUCACGUGGCCCGGCCCACUUUGUUUGUCAGUGACCAAACAGGGCGAAGCUCUCUCCGGUGGGGCCAACUGUUCCGCCGUUUGCACACUUAACGCGGAACACGUUCCAGCCUUCAGUGCCUAAUGACGAAUAACUUUAUUUUUUAUAUACAUGUAGCUCGAUGUGUCGAGUAAUCUCGAAAAACAUUCCUAACGUGCCGUUUUGUCGCCUUAAUGGGAGGAGCCAAUUCUACUCCCGAUUCUUUCCCCAUUUAGAAAAAAAAGACGCUUUAUUUGCCGAAAUUCGAUACAAAUUCUCGCUCCGUUUAGUUCGUUCAUUUCUUUUGUUCUCGUGGAUACCCGUGAAGCACGACGCGUACCUCUUCGGGAUUUAUUUUGUCCAAAUGCAUCCUGGCAACUGAAGAAACAGUCACUUUAGAAGGAGUAGUCGAUGCUUUAGUUGUAAAAUAACCCGUGCGUUGUGAUGAUGGUGACAUGGAGCAUCUGUUUGAUGCACUAACACAUUUUGGGGGGGGGGGGAGGUUCUUGUGUGACUAAUGCUGUCGCGAUAAGGGCAGGGACUGAUUAGUAGGAAAUCAUUUGUGCUGUAGCUCCAACCUCGCGGUGCAAUUAACAAAACAUUGACGCUGUACUAGAAACUAGAAAUUACAGACCAAUGAAUAAAAGAUAUUACCGUU